CGUUCAAACGACGACACCGAAAUGGAUCUACAGCAGCAUUCGUACCGUGUGGUAAGGUUUCUGAUCUACCUGAUCGCCUUCGGAGUGCUCGUCGUGGCCGAGAAUCCUUGUGCCAGCGGACCACCGGUCGAUACGAAUCCGGCUGAAUGUUGCCCCACGCCGAUGCUCAUCGACGGAAGCAUCAUGAUGGAUUGCUACCAGAAGUACGGCGAACAAACCAAGAAACAACUGAAGCUAGACGGUGUCCCACGAGGAUGUGUAAGAAAGUGUUCUAAGUUGUCCAAUUGGCACAUAUUAACGUUUCUCCAUUUGUGUUCCCACCAGUGCAUCGCGGAGUGCGCCAUGAACGCAACCAACAUGUACGCCGACGGUAUGCUGAAGCGUGACGACGUGUCGAAGAUGUUCAUGGACGCGAUGAAGGACAAGCCCGAGUGGAUGGCGCUGGUGCGUGAUGCCACGAACGCGUGCUUCGAGCUGGCGGAGAGCAAGAAGGAGGAAAUUGAGGCCGGCGCCAAGCUGGAGCCAAGCUUCGAGGGCGAGAAAAUCUGCCACCCGAUCUCCGGGGUCGUCCUGCGCUGCAUGGGCAUGAUGAUGUUCGCCCAGUGCCCGUCGACCGUUUUUAACGGCUCGGAAAAUUGCAAAAAGCUGCAGGAGUACGGCAGCAUGUGUCCUAUGAUUUAGAUAAAAUAAGAUUGAACAUCCGGCGCCAGGCGAAACUUCGGUGUGUGCGUGAACCUGUGUCACAUUUUCAGAAUUCUGUGUGGCAAAACUGUAGUCCUAAAUCUAGUAAAACUAUGCAAUAUAAAAUAACAAUUUUAAAUUUGUCAAAUUUUCUUUUGU
Molecule: messenger RNA, 840 nt
Organism: Anopheles coustani
Lineage: Eukaryota; Metazoa; Arthropoda; Insecta; Diptera; Culicidae
Exons: 2
Coding region: 22-681 (219 amino acids)
Source: RefSeq, a predicted model, not a curated record